UCCGCUACUGCGUGUAAAAAAAAGUUGAGGGGAAUCUCGGAGAAGUUUUCCUCUGCAGGAACUUUUUGUGCUACGUAACACUUACACUUUCGUACGUUAAUGUGCAGUUUUAAAAGCCGAAUUCGCAUUUAGUUAUCGAGGCAAGUCUUGUUUCAACGCUGAGCAUGUCGACGAUCGCCUUGUACAAUGACCAAGGAGGAGCGGAGGCUGCGGUGGAAGCGGGGCAGGAGAACUCCUCCAGUACCGGCGGAGCUGCCUUUGGACUCUUCAGCUCUGACUUUAAAAAGAAUGAAGACCUUAAAGAGAUGUUGGAGAGCAACAAGGAGUCGCUCAAACUGGAGGCCAUGAAAAGGGUUGUUGGGCUAAUUUCCAAAGGGAAAAAUGCAUCGGAGCUGUUCCCUGCUGUUGUGAAGAAUGUCGCGAGUAAGAACAUCGAGCUUAAGAAGCUUGUGUAUGUGUACCUGGUGAGGUAUGCAGAGGAGCAGCAGGACCUGGCUCUGCUCUCCAUCAGCACCUUCCAGCGGGCCCUCAAGGACCCAAACCAGUUCAUCCGGGGCAGUGCGCUGAGAGUUCUGUCCAGUAUCCGGGUCCCCAUUAUUGUCCCCAUCAUGAUGCUGGCCAUCAAAGAGGCGUCAGCUGACCUGUCCCCGUACGUCAGGAAGACAUCGGCCCACGCUAUCCAGAAACUCUACAGCCUGGAUCCAGAGCAGAAGGAGCAGCUGAUCGAAGUGAUAGAGAAACUAUUGAAAGACAAAAGCACACUGGUGGCCGGCAGUGUGGUGAUGGCUUUUGAGGAGGUGUGUCCGGAUCGCAUUGACCUGAUCCAUAAGAACUACAGGAAGCUGUGUAACCUGUUGGUGGAUGUGGAGGAGUGGGGCCAGGUGGUCAUCAUCUCCAUGCUGACGCGCUACGCCAGGACGCAGUUCACCAGUCCCUGGAAGGAGGGUGCCACAUUUGAUGAGAACAAUGAUAAGGAGUUCUAUGACUCUGAUUCUGAGGAGAAAAAAGACACGACGGAGGCCAAGCCUUACAUCAUGGAUCCAGAUCACAGACUGCUGCUGAGGAACACCAAACCUCUGCUGCAGAGCAGGAACACUGCUGUGGUGAUGUGUGUCGCUCAGCUCUAUUGGCAUUUGGCCCCUACGCAGGAAGUCAACAUUGUCACCAAGUCACUGGUUCGACUGCUAAGAAGCCACAGAGAGGUGCAGUACAUUGUGCUUCAGAAUAUAGCCACUAUGUCCAUUCAGAGGAAGGGGUUGUUUGAGCCCUACAUGAAGAGUUUCUAUGUCAGAUCCACGGAUGCAACACACAUCAAAACGCUGAAGUUGGAGAUCCUGACCAACCUGGCCAAUGAAGCCAACAUCUCCACCAUUCUGAGGGAAUUUCAGACCUAUGUGAAGAGCCAGGACAAAGCGUUCGCCGCGGCCACCAUCCAGGCCAUCGGCAGGUGUGCCACCAACAUCAGCGACGUGACAGACACGUGUCUCAGCGGUCUGGUGCUGCUGCUGUCCAACAGAGACGAGACUGUGGUGGCUGAGAGUGUGGUGGUGAUCAAGAAGUUGCUUCAGACUCAGCCCACCCAGCACAGCGAGAUCAUCAAACACAUGGCCAAGCUCUUCGACAACAUCACUGUCUCCAUGGCUCGUGCCAGCAUCCUGUGGCUGAUGGGAGAGUACUGUGACAGGGUGCCAAAAAUUGCACCCGAUGUCCUUCGUAAGAUGGCAAAGACUUUCACAGCAGAGGAGGACAUUGUCAAGCUGCAGACGGUCAACCUAGCAGCCAAACUCUACCUGACCAACUCCAAGCAGACUAAGCUGCUGACCCAGUACAUCCUGAACCUCGGCAAAUAUGACCAGAGCUACGAUAUCAGAGACCGAACACGCUUCAUAAGACAGCUGAUAGUGCCCAACGAGAAGAGCGGCGCCCUCAACAAGUACGCCCGACGCAUCCUACUGGCCCCCAAACCAGCCCCUGUCCUCGAGUCUUCCUUCAAAGAUCGAGACCGUUUCCAGCUGGGCACUCUCUCCCACAGCCUCAACACUAAAGCUGCAGGAUACCAGGAGCUCUCUGAUUGGCCAGCUGUUGCUCCUGAUCAGUCUGUGAGGAACGUGGAGGUCAUUGAGCCAGUGCAAGAGUGGGCACCAUCGGUUGGGAAAACCAAGAAAUCAGGAAAACCCAAAUCUGCUGACAAGUUCUACUCGGACGAUGAAGAGGAGAAGGAAGAGGAAGGAUCUGAGAGCAGUAAAGACAGCAGCAGCAGCAGCAGUGAAGAGUCCGGCAGUGAGAGUGAGGAGGAAAGCAGUGAAGAGUCAGAGAAGACCUCCAGUGAUUCUGGAAAGAGUUCCAGUGGAUCUGAGAAAAGCUCCAGUGAAUCUGAAUCUGAACCAAAGAAGAAGAAAAAGACCAAGAAGGCACCACAAAAGAAGAGCAAGCCACCUGCUGCUUUCAGUGACUCAGAUGAAAAUGGAAAUGGUCCUGUAGCUCAGGCCAGCAGCUCGUCAGCUGAAAGCUCCUCCGGAUCAGAGACAGACUCCGAGGACUCAGACCCCCCCGCUACACCACAGAAGAAGAAGAAGAACGACGUUAAGUCCAAACCUAAGGCGGAAGUGAAGUCCAAGGUGGAAGUCUCCUUACUGGAUCUAGUUGAUUUUUCUCCUGCUCCCACAAAUGCACCAAAGUCUUCGGCCAUCUCCUCCAGCCUGCUCUCGGACCUUGAGGGCCUUUCCCUCUCCAACAUCUCCUCCACCAUGCAGGUCACCACUCCAUCUUUCGGCCCUGUGAAAACCUACGAGCUGCUUCACCAUAUGACUGGAAAAGGCCUGUCAGCCAAGUACCAUUUUCCCAGGCAGCCCUGUUUGUACGAGCCCAGUAUGGUGGCUGUUCAGGUCAUACUGACCAACAGCUCAGACCACAGCCUGGAGGAGAUCCACAUAGGAGAGCGCAGCCCAGCGGGUCUGAACAUCCACUGCUUCAACACCAUCGAGCGGCUGGAGCCAGAGGCCUCGGUGACGGUUUCCAUGGGUAUUGACUUCAGCGACUCGACACAAGCAGCAAACUUCCAGUUGUGCACCAAGGAGGCCCAGUUCAGUGUGUCCAUACAGCCGGCUGUGGGAGAGCUGUUGAUGCCCAGCAGCAUGACGGAGCAGGACUACAGCAAGGAGCAAGGUAAGCUCCUGGGCAUGAAUGAGACCUCGGCAACCAUCACCAUGGCAACAGCAAACACCUCGAGAGUGGCGAUUAGCAAGCAGGUCCUGUCGGUGUGCAACAUGGGAGAGGUGCCAUCCAGCCAGAACAACGUCCACAGGUUUGCGGGGCGGACAGUCAGCAGUGGAGCUCUGGUGCUGGUGUGUUUGGAGCUGAAGGAGUCCUCCACCGCUCUGCUGACCAUCAACACAGAGAAGAGCGUCAUGGCAUCCAUGUUGCUCCGAGACCUCAAACAACCCCUCGUCCAGGCGUAGACUCUCCCUCCUCCCUUUAGUGAAGGUACAGGGGAACCACACCUCAUAAAAGAUUCAAUACAUUCUAUUUCUCUGGUUUAGGACAGUCUAGGCAGAUAUUGCAAACCCUUUUAUCUGAAAUACAGAAAAGA
This is a messenger RNA of Notothenia coriiceps (black rockcod), 3589 nucleotides long. It is a transcript of the gene ap3b1a, whose product is annotated as adaptor related protein complex 3 subunit beta 1a. The record is from RefSeq and is a predicted model, not a curated record. NCBI's taxonomy places the organism in Eukaryota, Metazoa, Chordata, Actinopteri, Perciformes, Nototheniidae. Gene Ontology annotation, biological process: vesicle-mediated transport; intracellular protein transport. The transcript is spliced from 27 exons. Bases 165 to 3458 code for a protein of 1097 amino acids. Gene Ontology annotation, cellular component: membrane coat; AP-3 adaptor complex; clathrin adaptor complex.